AUGGCAAAUGAUUCAGAGUUUAAUUUCACAGCAACGGCAAGUAUAUGGAUCUCAGAAUUACGCGGUAUCUUUGAGCUGUUUACGAAGAUGUCAGCCGAUGCAGGAGCCACUAAUGUUGCCAAUGGAGGGACUCCUCAACCGCGACCACAGAACAAGCGCCUGCAACAAACACAAGCUCAGGUUGAUGAGGUAGUAGAUAUCAUGCGAGUAAACAUGGAGAAAGUUCUGGAGCGCGACGCCAAACUUAGCCAGUUGGAUGAUCGAGCAGAUGCUUUACAGGCAGGCGCUUCACAGUUCGAGGCCAGUGCUGGUAAAUUGAAGAACAAAUAUUGGUGGAAAAAUAUGAAGAUGAAUAUAAUCAUUGGUGCAGUUGUAUUGGUACUCAUAAUAGCACUAGGAUGUAAGCAUUUGUUGGUAAUAUGUAAAUUUCUUUUAUUGCAUGCUUCAUCCGUUGUUGUUGUAUUUCAUAUACUGCGCUGUGAUUGAUCAAAUCGACAUUUCCUAAAAUGUGUUUACGUCAACUAUAAUUCCACUUUAAACGAAGUGCUUGCAUUGAACAAAUGAAUUUACUUCCGCUUUACCUAUGAAAAUGUUAUUUUAUUUAUAGAUUUGCUACAUUUUUAGACUGAAAAGUCCAACUAGCGUGUAUUCAUACUCAAAAGACUUUAUUUAACUAUUGAAGAGAUAGUAUUUUAUACAAUUCCUGGGUUUGCAGGUGUCUGUUUGUAAACUUUAUAUCAUUAGUCGCUGUACGAUUUUGGAGUUUUAAAGUUUUUAAUGUGUAUAUUUUGUUAUUUCUUGCAUUUGUUGUAAAUUAGAAUGUUGUGGCACUUAAUGUCGUUGGUGUUGUGUCCUUUUAAAAUGGUAUAUAUUUGGCGGGAAGUAAGUUGUUUUCGCUUAUCUAUUUGACUGUGAUAAUGGAUUUUUUUGUUAAGUGCUUAUCACGGUGUUGCGUGUGUUUAUUAUCAUGAUGUUGACUAGUCGGUCGGCUCUUUUGAUUACUUGGAGUAAUAUUUAUAUGAUUGUUUUGUCCUGUCACUGAUUGCAUAUUAGUAAGAACAUAAGAUUUCUGUUUCUCUGUGCGCAAUAACAGAUAAUCAUCAUCCUGCACAAACCUGUUCCACAUGUGUCUCUCCCACUUCUAAUUUUUGCAUACUUUAUUUAGCUGAUAUUCAGUUUUUAUCAUGUCACUUAACCAAUAAUAAACAUUUGAGGAUUGCUUUACCAUUUAAGGUGCACAUUGUUAAACUGCUCAUUUAUUAUUGAACAAUCAAAAUUUGUUUGAGACUUAUGUUUAGUGAGUUUUUUAGACAAUUGAGAUGAAAGUAUGCGAUACUGACGAACUUAAAUGACUUAUCAGCCGAUCAAGAAACUGCCUAAUUACUAAACAAUUAACAGCAAAAGACAAUGAAAUACAGUAGUAUAGUAGUCUUGAUCUAAAUAAUCAGCUUUUACGUGUCGAAUUAUUGGUUGUAGUAAAAGGAAAAGGUUAUGUUCACAUAUUAGUUUUGUGAGCUGGGGUUAUCAUCCUAUAAAGUUCUUGUCACCAUCUGUGAUGCAAAAUGGUCAGAGUUAAGCUAAGGCUCUGAUUUGGUUUCUAAAUAAGAUUUAUGGUUUUCAUCAACCGACAUCAGGUAUGGCGCAAUGUUUUGUUUCCCUUCUGUUUACAAGCUUAAGAUUUAGAGUUAGAGAGGGAAUAUUAUUUAGUUUCACUAAAAACUGAACUACGCACUUAAUCGCAUCAAGUACUUUAACACACAAUCUGCCUUAGGAGUGGACAUGUUUUGGAAUUUAGCUUAAGCACCACCUAAAAUUCAGUUUUUUUGGUUGGAUAAUAGGUAUUUUUACUGAUUUCAAGAAUCUUAAGAACCAAAUAUUACUUAUUUUUUAUCCGUUAAUAGUUAUCUACCACUGCACUUUAAAUUUCUACCUAAAUACAUAAAACGUUAUUUUAACUCGAGCCGCCAGUAUACUAUACCUUCACCCCUUUAAGUAGUUGUAUAGAUUUUUGUUCAUAAAGUCAUUUUUGACUUUCACAUGGUUGAUAUAAAAGGUAUGAACCAAUGUGCAAAGUUUAGGUAUUCUCAACUUAUUAUGAGUUGUUUGAACGGCGUAUGCUCUCCGUAUUAUUGAGCAACGCAUGGUGUAAACAACUCUUAUAAGCUCAUUCGUCACUUUAUUUUAUGUGAUAAUUAAUUUAACUCACCAGUCACAUGUGAUAAUGCUAUCCGGUUGCCCAAACAAAAGUAAAUGGAGCGGGGUUAAAACCCGGGACUUAGUGGCUGAAAGUUGAACGUUUUAACUAUUAAUUCACACCAACUUAAUCUUGUUCUUGUGUGAUAAUGUAUUUUAAUUCGAGUGUAUAUAAAUAUAUUUUAGAACUGUCGAUUGAUUCCAGGUUCCCGAAAUUUGCAUUGUUCUUCCGAUUGAUAAUAUCUACGUUUUGUUUUAUGGAUUACGGCAAACUUAUGUUCCUUCGCUGGUGCAUUGAUUUUACGCAAAUACAAAGUAAAAUCAUAUUGAUUUAGGGCUAAGGGAUAAGUAAUCGCGGUUCUGGAGUCUCACCUCGCUCAUGGUAACCCAAUACUUAUGCUAGUAUAAAUGGAUGGUAAUUAAACACUCAAUAAAACGGUUACCUUAUUCAUUUCGCAGGAAUGCUAUCAACUUUCUUAUAUAUGUAUAAAAGGAGAGCGGUGUUGUUUUGUAUCAUGAAUUACCCAUUAAUGGGGUCUAUAAAAAAAGCUAUGCUAUAUUGUCUAUUUCCUUAUAUUGAUUAGGCUUUGUCAACAGUGUAAUCUAUCGGAGUAGAUUUUCACUUUUCAUAAUGAUUCUCAAAAUUGUAUGAAUCAGUCUGCGACAAUCAACUUAGUGGCAGAAAAGUAUUUUGACACAAGCAGCUAUACCACAUCAGCACGAUUCUAUGAAAUUAACAAAGCAACUGAAGAGUCUAAAUAAUAGUAGUAUAAUAUAAACAUUGAAAAUAUGGUUAAAAAGAAAGUACCUUUGUGGGAUUGUCUAACUUAACGAGUGUCCAAUUAAAGGAGUUUUCACGAGGUUUAUUUGCCUUUCUGGUAUAUGCCAUUUAAUGGCGAACACUGGCACUAAAUCUUUGGAUUGGAAAGGUCAGACACUGCUCUUUAGUCAAUACUAAUCAGUUGGGUACCAAUGUGUCUGAAUCUAUUUUAAAGCCUCGUUGAGAUCAAAUUUUUGGUCAAUACAUCUACGUCCAGGUCGGAAACACGUUUCCUUUGGAAUUCUACUUACGCGUUGGGUUAUUGUGGGAACUGAUAUUUUAAACUUUAUUAGUUAAACAGAUUUCUCUAAACUUGCCACAUGAUCCCAAUCUUUUAUUAUAGGCUGGGACAAUCACUGAUAAAGACCAGUCAGAUAUGACUAGAUUCCAUUUUUAGACUAUCUCUAGUGUGUCGCAGCCAACCUAAGUGAUGAAACUGAUCCCUUAUCCUUAAAGAUAUCUGGUGUUAACCUAAUAGAUCAUACUGCGCUACUUCGUUUAAAUUUAGAUAUGAUCUUUCUGAAUUUCGCAAAUAUUUGGGCGACUUGUGUUAGAUUGUUUGAAAGUAAUGGGUAAUUUGGGAAAGAAUGAAAGUCAGUUAAAAUAUCUCUUAAAGUUCCCUAUCCAUGAUUACAAUUCGCUGAGCAAUGAAUUGCCGUUGUCUUUUUCUGAAGUAGUCUCACCGACGGCUGAUAUUAUAGUACCUAGUGUUACCCAUUGCUGUUGCAUCCUCAAUCCAAUUUGCUUUUUUUGUCAACAAUUGUCCGUGAUCGUUGUCAGUUUACUUUGAAGUCGUUUUUCAUCAAUUCAGUAAAAGCUUAUAAAAUCUGUUAUUUCCCUAACUUUUGGUUUAAACUAGUAGUAUCAGCGCUGUAUUUUAUCCAGUAAAACGCAUCAAAAUGCACGCUCUAUGAGAAGCGGUCGUCUUCUGUCACACACAUAAAUGGUAGCUGGUAGCAAGGCAGUCUAUUUUGGGGGUCACCUGGUUGAAUAGUGUCUCUCUUUAUGAUAGUUGGUACUUGCUGAGAAUAAAUGAUUAUCUAAUCCAUAGUUACUGACCAGAAAUAGCAUUUUGUUCACAUUAGUGACACACAUAAAACUCAAAGCUAGAUGAGGACGGGCGAUACUGAAAACAGAAAAAAGAUGAAGCAGUGAAUAAGAGAUUUGAGGUAAACAAAAUGACCUUGAAGUAUGAGGGCACUUAUCAUUUCUCAGACCCACAUACUGUGGAAGAUUGUCUUUUGACACCUGAGAAGACUGGAUUAGUAUUGUCACCGCCGUCAUAUAGCAAUCUAAAAUGAAGAAGACAAGCAAUCUGUACUGCAAGCACUUAAAACUGAGAGUACACUAUAAUGAGUAUUUAAGUCACUUGAUUCACGUAGACUAAAUUAUGUCUCACGUUAAUUUAAAUGACUGUUCAGAAACUCGUUCCUAUCGAAACGUUCUAACAUAUCCAGAGUAAAUAGCCGCAUUACGAAAACUGUUACCCGAUACAUCCUGUAGCAUGUAAGUUUGCUGGGUCAUAGUUUACAAAAUAGCUCCAGUCAGAUAGUUGGUUAGUAACGCAAAAACAUUCUUGGUCUCAUUAAAAGGUGUACUAGACGCGUCCACUACCUUGCUAGAGGUUUUUUAGUUAAAUAACCAUUGCUAAAUCAUGGCUUAUAAGGUGCCAUACAGAAGUUUUACGCCAAAUAAUGUAUGUUAGGGUUUAGCAGUCGGUCAUAUGCAACGUAGAUUCUGACAUGUACAUCGGUUCAUGCUGCCAUAUCACGUUAGCACAGCGACAUAAAGUUGUCAAGACAAUCCCAGAGUAGUAACGGUAGAAAAUAACAAGUAUAGAGAAAGAUGUGAGGAAAUUUUGGAACUCAAUUCUUGGAGUGAAUACACUUCCACCAUUGCAAACGAUUGUGAACCAUGUCACCCACGUUUUCAAAUCAUUAGGAUCUGCCAAUUUCAUCUAUUUUUUUUCAUAUCUUAGAGGCACCAGUUUUUUCUUAACCUCUUAGCUACGAUCCCAUAUUGAGAAACACUUAUCAAUCCGAGAUACACAAAACAAUUCCAUCUGGCGAACAUUCACCCAAACGAGGACUGUUACUCCAGUUGCUGUUCUUCAGAAAUAACUAGUUUGGGAUUUAAAGUCAAAGUAAUUGUAUAUGUUGGUCGCCUCGUUUAUCUCACUAGUAAUAUAUUUGCCUACAUAAGUACUAUAGAACCCUUUCAUUCUAAAUAUCAAAUUACUUAACAGUAUGUUCUAAGGAAAUAUACUUCAUGUAUUUUUCGUUUAAUUUCCAGGACUAUGCUUACUUUGGAAGUCAUCCAAGUUAUCAGUUCAUUGAUAUGUAGCCUAUAAUCCUUGCCGAUUAUAUUCAUUCUAAGUGGGUUAAUGACACGUACAGAUGAGUGAGUCCUUGAGAUGUAUACCACACUAAGUGUAUGAAAGUUGAUCUCGCUAGUAUAAAAUUGUCACUUGUCGAGCCUGAAAUGUUGAGUAUGUGAAGAUGUUUAUAAAUGGUUGAUAAAUGAUUAUAAUUUUUCGUUUUUCUACUGGAUUCUUUCUACUGCGAGUCUAUUUUACACAAUGUUUUCCUUCCAUAGGAAACAAGAAGCAGCUCCUGCACCAACAGCUUUACCUCCUCCAGUACAACACGCCGCACCAAGUUCUCAGAGUCAGAAACAGCCGUUGAAGCAUGAAGCUUCUCACAGGCGUCGUCGGGAAGCUUCAAUGUUCGGCACUACUCCCCAAUAACAAAACAGAAACUAUUAGCAUUCAUAGAAGUGGAAGUUAUUCCAAUCAAUAGGACUACUCUAUCUUUUAUUUUCACGUGCUAACGCGCGAAAUCUGCAUCUGGAAACCUAAUCACUAAGUUAUCCUACUAUGCAUUAUGUCGAUGACCUCCUAUCUUCGUCUAACUUGUUUCAUUUACAAAAGAAAUCACCAUUUUGGUGUUUGUAUGUGAUUUCCUUCCUCGUGUUAAACUUUUUGUCAGUAUCAUUUGUCUCGCGUCAGUUCAAUUGAUUCUUGCCAUUAGGGAUUGUAAAGCAUUUCAUUGUUGUUUAACUCCGGAGUUAAAACUACAAAUUCCCGUAUGAUUUGCAUUAAUUACGUUUAAUUAUGUUAUCAUAAAUCAUGAAAGCUUAUGUUCAACUUCCUCUCGUAUUACUCUUUUUCAAAUCGACAUUUGGAUAAAUACACAUAAUCAUAGUUA
Messenger RNA from Schistosoma mattheei, 6219 nucleotides. NCBI's taxonomy places the organism in Eukaryota, Metazoa, Platyhelminthes, Trematoda, Strigeidida, Schistosomatidae. The record is from the annotation of a GenBank genome assembly.